AUGGCCAAGUAUGUGACGCUCUGGGCUGCGCUGACAGAUGCCACUCCUGACAAUUCCUGCUUGCACUUCGUGCCAAAGAGCAUCGAUCCAGGCUACUCGGCAGGAGAUCCAGAAGAGGGCGAUCCUUUGUUGAGGAUCUUCCAGGAUAAGGCCGCCUACCAAAAGAUCCGCAGCGUGCCAGUGGCGGCUGGAGGCUGCACCUUCCAUACGCAUCGCACCAUCCACUGGGGCAGUGCUGGCCGGAGCUCCGCCGCAGUUCCGCCGCGUGUGGCCUUGUCCUUCGGAGCCUCGGACGGAGCUUUUGGAAGAAACGGUGGUUGGGAGAGUUUUGAUUCUCAAAGGUUGGUGCUAUCUUGA
Durusdinium trenchii is the source of this 357-nucleotide messenger RNA. The record is from the annotation of a GenBank genome assembly. NCBI's taxonomy places the organism in Eukaryota, Dinophyceae, Suessiales, Symbiodiniaceae.